AUGUCUGGAGCUUUAUUUAAUAUUUUAAUUCCUACAGAACACCAUGAAAUCCAUCUUUCACAAAAUAUUACAUGUGAUUGUUCGAAUUUACAUGUCGAUUGUAAAAAACAGUCUAAUGAUAAUAUUAUAAAUAAUAAAAGAAACACGAACUUUCAUUUAUGGAUAAAUAUGAAAAAGGUAGAUAUAUCAUUGGUGCUUACUAUCUAUACCUAUUAUACAUCUAAUAUGUGUCAUUAGGUUCCUUCUUUUAAUAAAGUUUACACACUGUUUGUUUAAUACAUAUUAUUUUUAAAUUUGUAUCUCUUAGACAUUAGAAGCAAUUCUAUCAAGUUUUCAAAUUUCAAAUUCUGUAUGGAAUCUCAGUCAUGAUAAUAGAUGUCAUUCGGUAGGUAUCUAAAUUCUAUAUGUAUAAUUAAUAAUUUGUAUACUUACUAUAUGCUUUGUGUAAGUGAUAUAAUUUAUGGUUUAUUGGUAGAUAUACUUAUUUUAACUAGGUAAUAUAAAGAAUUUUAAUAAUAAGUUUAUUGCACCAACACAAUAUUAAUAAGUUUCAUAUUUUUUUUUAGGUAACUUUUUCGAUUGCUUCUAAUGAAUAUUGCGAACAUAUUUUGGAUUUAUUUAUGGAAAAUGGCAUUGGAAUGAAAUUUAAUUCAGUAGUAGUGUAAUGAGAUUUUAUAAUACCUAAUACCGGAUCACUGAUCACUAAUACUUAUUGAAUUUCAAUUAACCUUUUAUAUUAAUUUUGUUAAUUAGUUUAUUUUUUUUUAUUUUUUAUAAGUCUAUUACAAUUUUAUUGAACAUUAUAUUAUUUUUCAUAAUUUUAAAUUUGUAUAGUAGAAUAUAUUUAAAAAUGAAAUACAAAAUAAAUUUCAUAAAUAAAAUAAUGUGUGUAAAAGGAAAAAUUUUGUAAAUGUUCUUAAGUACUAUAUUAUACCUAUAUUAGUACCUACAUUUAAUGCCUAUAUUAAUAUAUCUAUUUUUUUUAGUAUUCUACCAUGUUCAUUGUAUUAUCAAGAUCCUGAGUCAGCUCAAUCAGUUUUUGAAACUAAUCAAAAUGUGAAGUAAAUAUUAUAAUAGUAUUUUUAAUGCUACAUAUAAUUGUAUUGGAAAUACAAAUUCCUUGAUACACAUAAAAAAAAUGCCUAAUCCAUAUUUUUUUUUUACCCAAUACACUGUGAAUAUUUAGUCUCUUUGGCCAACUUCAAAAUGAAAAACAGUUCAUUUGUCCAACUUGGGUAAGUUUAUGGGGGAAAGCACUCUUUAGUCAAGUAAUACAUAAUGUACUUAAAUUAUCAACACUAAAUACUAAAACUGUUUAAAACAUGUUAUAUAAAAUUAGUUUGGUAUUUCCUCAAAUUCUAUUAAUUAGUCUAUAAUAAUAAAAUCAUUUAAAAACACAUUAAUAACAACAUAGGUGUAUCAAAAUAAUAAUCAUUCUUAUUUUAUAAUAUUACUAGAUCUUAUUGUUAAAAAUUGUUUUAGUAAAUUAGAUGAUUAAAUAUUUAUUUUGAACCGUAAUACUAAAUUUAUGUAAUAAGUUAAGUGUUGUGAAUUUUUAUUCUGUUUUUUACUUAAAAUAAUAUGGAAAAAUUUUAAAAGUAUUUUGUUGAUGAUUAUUAUUGUUUUAUAUUUUGAAGCUGGACAUUUUAAUCUUUCAUUAUACCUCAAGCAAUAUUAUAUAGUCUUUACAUAAUUAAGUCAAAAUAUUCUUUUUUUUUCAAGGAGAGAAAUUAUUAGAAACAAUGUUGUAUUUGAAAAUAAUGAUUUUUAUUUCAACAAUUGUAUUUCAGUUCAUCUCCUAAUAUGUUUGAAUCAUCCUGGAAGAAAUUUCUUCAAUCAGUGAGAACUCGAUUGACUAUUGCACAAGUAGUUCAAGGUAUUGAAGCAGGUGCAAUGUUAACAUUUGAUUUUUUAAUUCUUCUGGUGAUUUCAGUGUUAGUAAGAUAUAAAAUUAAUUAAUUUGAAAAAAUAAAUAAAAUAUAAUUAAUAAUAAUAUAGUUGAAUAAUUUAAUUAUAUAUAUUUAUUAUUUGAAGCUAAAAAUUCUUUAAAUAAAUAUACAAUUUGUUUUAAAUUUAAAUCUCAAAAUAAAAUCAUAAUACAUAGUAGUUAUUUAAUGGUCGAAUACAAUUUUAGUAAUAUAUAAAUAACUGAAAUAAUUAAUGUAAUAAUUUUACAGAACUGUUGCAUCUCUGGGUCUGAUGCAAGGCCAAACUCUCAUAUUUGUUUCUAGUAUGCUUCUAUCUCCACUUAUUGUAAGUUUUUGUAUAAAAUAUAAAUAUUAACUAAUGUUAAAAUUACAAAAGUUUCUACUGUAUUCUUGUCUGUUUUUUUUAAUUUUAUAAUAAUAAACAUUGAGCAAUAUCUAUCAUGCACAGACAGACCGAGAUCUACAAUCUUAAACUUAUGAAAUCAUAAACUAUUAUUUAUUGCAACAAUAUGUCUAAUAAUAAUAAUAAUAAGUCUAGACCGGGUUGGUGAACUUUGAUAAUUAUUAUUGAUUAUAAUUACCAAGUGUAUAUAAUAAAAAUAGUGUUUAAUAAAAAGUAGGUACUAUAUUUUUAUUUAUUUAUUUAUUUAUUAUUAUUAUUUAAUUAAUUUAAAAUAGUUAUAUCAUUAUUAUUUUUAAAUAAUACUAACUUAGUAAUUAGAAGGAAAAAUAUUGUAUUUUAUUGUUAUUAUUAUUUACAUAAUAUUAUAGAAAUAUAUUAAUCAAAUUAUCUAACUUCUGUAUGCUAAGCUUGUAAUAAAGGUAGAGUUACAAUUUGCAUAGUAUCUGCAUAGAAAAUAUAGUGGUUAAGAGAAAUCAGACAAAAUAAUAGCAACAAAUUGGACAUAUAAAUAUAACAGAUAUUAAAAAUUACAAAUAAUUAGUCUGAAAAUAUAAAUAAUUAAUAAAUAACCAACAUUUUUGAAUUUAAAUAUUUACGGUUAAUGUUCUUUUUACUGAUAAAAGGUAUUUAAUUAAAACAAGUUGGACUGAGGUAGUUUACGAACCUUUCCCCGAAUUAAUUUUUUUAAAUAAAUUACUUAUUAGUAUCAUACUGGUGGAAAGACCAGUUGGGUGAUUCUAGUAGACAUAAGGUAUUUGAACGAGGGGGAGAGAUAGACUAAACAAAAAAGAGGUGGUUGGAUGUGAUUGAAAAUGAUACGAGAACAGUCGCAAGUUGAUAAAUGUGAAGUGGGAGAUGGAGUCCAAUGGAUGUUUAAAACUAGGAUGGCCGACCCCAAAUAGUUGGGAUGUAUCCAAUUACUUAAAUUUUUAUCAUCCACAAAAUCAACAUUUUUUAACAGAAAAUUUACAGAAACCGGUAGAUAAAAUACCUCGAGGACGACCCAGGAAAAAAAAGCUAAAUGUUGUGAAGGACCUCUUGUGGAUGGAAGUAAAAGAUUGGAGAAAACUAGUUCAGGAUUAAGAAAAAUGUAAGGAAAUCGUGAUGGCGGCUAAAAUUCUUAGAGAGUAUUAAAUGCCAGCAAAGAAGAAGAAUUGAUAUUAUUCUAUUAUUCUAUUUAAAUUAUGAUUAUCCUAUUAGAAUAAUACACAUUCUACUACACCCCUUUAUAGUCGUCCUCUUUGAAUUAUCUAAAUAUUUAUCUGUACUUAUAAGUUAAUGUAACAUAAAAUAAUUUUUUAGUGAUACUUGUAAAUUAUAAUGAUUUAUGUAUGUUUUAAUUAGGGACCAGUGAAUGCUGCUACAUUUGGAACUAUGGUUCAAGAUAAAAAACUGAGAAAUAUGGGAAUUGUCAAUGAAAUUAUCGGUUUAAUUCUUUGUGUAAUAAUUGGUUUUGGGUAUGGUUUAAUUACUUUGUACUUUGAUAACAGAGAUUCUAGUCAAUGGGUAACUACUGAAAUGGCUUACAUGUGAGUCAUUCAGUAGAAUAAAUACAACUUUAUAUGAGCCUAAGUCUAAGCUUUAGUAUUAGUAAUUUUAUUUUCAACUAUUUUAGGUCAGAUAUUGAUAAUUUGUGGGUAGGAAUUAUACUAGCAUUUCUUAUUGGAAUUGCUGUACCUAUUGCUUUAUUAGGAAAUAAUACAUUUUCUUUAGUCGGAGUGGCAAUAUCUACAUCUCUUCUACCUCCUGCUGUAAAUGCAGUAUGUAUUUUAUAUUUGUAUAUGUAUAUAUCAAAUGAUACAAUUAUAUUUAAAGUAUAAAAACUAUUUAUGGUAGGAAUGCUCUUAAAAUGAAUUUUUAAAAAACAAGUUAAAUAAAUUUAAAUUGUUAAAUUAACUUUUAGGUAUGUAAAAUCAUUAUGUAUUUAAAAUAAACUACUUCAUGUUUAUGUUUGCAAUUAAAAAAUGUAAUUAAUAGAACAACAAUGUAUAUUUUAUUUAAAAUACUAUGUUGUAAAUAGUUUAAUUUAUUUUUAAGGGACUGUUAUGGGCAUUUGCUAUAAGGAGUAUUAAUCAAGAUAUAAAUAAUACAAUUAAUUUACGAUAUUCGUCUAUAAGAUCUGUUGAUUUUGCUAUGAAAGGCGCAAUAAGCAUGUGUUUAACAUUUAUCAAUAUUAUAUGUAUAUUUGCAUGUGGAAUUAUGAUACUAAAAGUAAUGUAUUUACAUAAUUGUUAUUUACUUAGUAAUUUUAAAUAUAGUUUAUUAGUUUAUUAGUUAUUACUUUAUAACUUAAUCUUUAAUAACUGAUUUUUUUUUUUUUAAAUUGUUAUUAAUUAUUUUAUAGAUAAAAGCAGUUUCCCCUAAAAAGCAUAAUUGUUUUACAAGUAAAUUAAUUAAUGAAUAUUUGAAUUCAUUAAAAGAAAUAAAUUCAAAAUUACCAAAAGAAAACACUAAUUACCUCACACAAAGGUAAUAUCCCUAAUUGUAUACAAUUGGUAUAUCAUAGUGCAUUUUUCAUAAACUGUUUUUAGGUUAAAAGAUGAAUAUGCUUCAGCUCUUGCUUCAAAUACUUUAAAUAUAAGAGGAUCUUAUUUGACUUCUGGAUAUAAUCCUUUUGAUGUAAGUUUACAUAAACUAAAUAAAUGUAAAUAAUCAUUAAUUUAAUAUUGCUCAUUUGACAGUUAGCUUUUGUGACUUGGUCACCAGGCUUUAAAAGACAAUAUAAUCAGAAAUCAUAUUCAAAUACUCAAACGGAUGUCAAAUCACCUAAAUUAUUAGAAAAAUAUAUGAAAAGUACAGGUAAUUAUUAUCUACUAAAAUAUUGUUACUGAACCAUUGUUCAGAACCAAUUUACAACAAAAGUUUUAAAUUUAAAUUUGUCGAAAUAUGUUGAACCCAAUUUACUUCAUAAUCGUUUUGUACUGAUUUAUCAUAACAUACAGAUAUUAACUAAAUUACCUUAUGUGUAUUUAUUAUUUAAUGUCCUUAACUAACAAAAAUGACCUACCCAUUACACAGAGUAUGUCAGCUAUUUCAAAAUUGUCUAAUUGCCCAAAAAAUUAUUGAUAUUUACCCUAAAAUUAUGUAACUAGCAUCUUUUGCCUUUUUUCAUCCAUCCAUUUAUCCAUUUUUUUUAUCAUUCUACAAUUGUAAAUCAUUAAAUAUUCAUAAUUGAAAAACAAAUAAAUUAAUGUAGGUAAUAAAUUUAUAAUAAUAUAUUUAUAUUUUGGAAGUUAUUAUAAAUUAAAUUUUACUUUAUUUGUAGAUUUACAGAAAAAUGAAUCACGAGCUUUACUAAAAGAAAUGUUUGAAUCGCCAAAGGAAAAUAAUUUUACUGUUGGCUCUAACACUUCACAUUCAUCUGCAAAGCGGUUUAUUAUUACUCCUGCAACUUUAAAAGGUGCUUCAAAUAAUAUAUAG
Molecule: messenger RNA, 5751 nt
Organism: Cinara cedri
Lineage: Eukaryota; Metazoa; Arthropoda; Insecta; Hemiptera; Aphididae
Source: the annotation of a GenBank genome assembly